GGCCGCGUGGGGCGCAGAUGCCGCUGGCUGCGAGCGCGAGCUGGGCGCAGCCGCGAGGGACGCGCGGGGGAGGCGAGCGGGAGCCGAAGCCGGAGCCCGAGCCGGAGCAGCAGCGAGUGUUGGCGGGGGACGCCGGGCGCAGCCACGAUGGCCGUAGCCGUGGGGAGACAGUCUAAUGAAGAACUUCGGAACUUGUCUCUUUCUGGCCAUGUUGGGUUCGACAGUCUCCCAGACCAGCUGGUCAACAAAUCUACUUCUCAAGGAUUCUGUUUCAACAUCCUGUGUGUUGGUGAGACGGGCAUCGGCAAAUCCACACUAAUGGACACUUUGUUCAACACCAAAUUUGAAAGUGAUCCGGCUACUCAUAAUGAACCAGGUGUUCGGUUAAAAGCCAGAAGUUAUGAGCUUCAGGAAAGCAAUGUUCGGCUGAAGCUAACCAUUGUUGACACCGUGGGAUUUGGAGACCAGAUAAACAAAGAUGACAGUUACAAGCCAAUAGUAGAAUAUAUCGAUGCCCAGUUUGAGGCCUAUUUGCAAGAGGAAUUGAAGAUCAAACGUUCCCUCUUCAACUACCAUGACACCAGGAUUCAUGCAUGCCUCUACUUCAUAGCUCCCACUGGACAUUCACUUAAGUCCCUGGAUCUGGUCACUAUGAAAAAGCUGGACAGUAAGGUAAACAUCAUUCCGAUAAUUGCAAAAGCUGACACCAUUGCCAAGAAUGAAUUGCAUAAAUUCAAGAGUAAGAUCAUGAGUGAACUAGUCAGCAACGGAGUACAGAUCUACCAGUUCCCCACAGAUGAAGAAACGGUGGCAGAGAUUAAUGCAACGAUGAGCGUUCACCUCCCGUUUGCAGUGGUUGGCAGCACCGAAGAGGUGAAGAUCGGCAACAAGAUGGCCAAGGCCAGGCAGUACCCAUGGGGUGUGGUGCAGGUUGAGAAUGAAAACCACUGUGAUUUUGUGAAACUUCGGGAGAUGCUGAUCCGAGUGAACAUGGAAGAUCUUCGAGAACAGACACACACCCGCCAUUAUGAAUUGUAUCGACGCUGUAAGCUCGAAGAGAUGGGCUUCAAGGACACCGACCCAGACAGCAAACCUUUUAGUCUUCAGGAGACAUAUGAAGCAAAAAGAAAUGAAUUUCUGGGAGAACUGCAGAAAAAAGAAGAAGAAAUGAGGCAAAUGUUUGUUAUGAGAGUAAAAGAGAAAGAAGCUGAACUUAAAGAAGCAGAGAAAGAGCUCCACGAGAAAUUUGACCUCCUAAAGCGGACACACCAAGAAGAGAAGAAGAAAGUGGAAGACAAGAAGAAGGAACUAGAGGAGGAGGUGAACAAUUUCCAGAAGAAGAAAGCGGCAGCUCAGUUGCUACAGUCUCAGGCCCAGCAGUCUGGGGCCCAGCAAACCAAGAAAGACAAGGAUAAGAAAAAUGCAAGCUUCACAUAAAGCCUGGCAAGCCAAGGAUGGUCCCGCAUUCACCUGCUUUUGCAGUAAUAUUGUAUCUCUGCCAUCUGUGUCCUUUUAUGUUUGGUUUUUGGUUUAUGACCCUUCCCCGAACAAUAGCUAUUAACUCAUUUUGCUGAAUGUCAUUGGGUGGGAGAAAAUGAUAGACCAAGUGAGUGACAGCAGAAGCUCUGUGCAACUGGACUUGUUUCUGAAAAGCCAAUGAUUUAUGCCUGUUGGGUGUGGAAGCAGGAAGCAUGCCUAUGACUUGUAUGUUGCAUUGGACUGAGGGAAAGAGGGAAAACUGCUCCAUGUGUGUCUGACAGAACAACUUCUCACCACCUCAGCCACUGAACUAUGAAUGUGAAUAGCAUGAUUCUUCAUCUCCAUGAUUACAAAGCCCCUGAACUCCCUCUGCUCCUUCUCCACACCUUCCCCCCAAACAAGGUAGCUUUGUAUGUAGGCGUAAUGGUGGGUAGUCAUCCUGUGAUAUUUAUGCUUGAGCAGAGUUUACAUUUGAAUUGAUCACAUUAUUUGGCCUGGAUUGUGGGUCUGUUCAGACUGACGUGUCUCUUCUUGAGGUUUUAAAAGUGUUUCUGAACUGCAGAGUCUCAGAUCUUGCCCAAGUAAGCCUGUGUUGGUGUUCACCAUAUCAUUACAGUUCUCAUCCCCUCACAGGUAGAGAGCUCCAAGUUUGAUCAGAUGGCAUUGCUUGAUUGAAGUCUCUGACCAAGAGAUGGUGGUGGUGGGCUUUCCACAACCAGAUUACUACUUGAAGUAGGCAGUCUUGCAUAAGCAUACUUCAGCUUGCUUUCAGUGGGCUGAGGAGUGGAUCUAGUGGCUGACUGCAGGAUAUUGGUGCUUCUAAAACAUUUUUCAAUAAUCAUGGGAAAGAACAUUCUAGAAACACUUCAAAUAGAAAAUGUGUAUAUCAUUUUCAGCACAAAUUUCAUGGGGCCUUGUUCAUUUAAGGCAUGAAUUGAGAAAGAACAUUAACAUUAAACAUGAGACAAGAACAUAGAAAUUCAGCUUUACACCAGCCUCCUUCACAUAAUGCUUCAGUAUUUAACAAUAAUAAAGGGAAGCAUCACUCACACUGCUGCUCCUUCAAAUGUAUGUCUUGAGGGACUACUACUUACUUACCUGUCCUCUAACUAGGACUCAUGAUCCCAUGAAGGAGAACUAGGGAUUACCCUCUGUGCCAGGAGCUAGCCUAUAGGUCAAAUUUAUAAUAGAAGAAGGCAUAUUUUAUCUAGUUGCUAUCUUUCUAAUGCUUACCCUUCCAUCUUGAAUGUUCCUCCUGUAACAAGAGCCUCUGUUUUCUAUCUGUAACUUCUCAUUUCAUACUUAAAAAAAAAAAAAAAAAAAACUUUUCUCAUGAACCUGUUCUUUCUCUCCGAAUUUUCCUCCUCUCCUUCAUUAAUCUUAUGUCACUACAAUAUAAGACACAGUAUCUCCCCAUCUUUUAUUAUUAAGUCUCUGUUUGAUUGGAGUAGGUUUUCCCUCCUGUCAUCUCAACCAUACUUUCUUGGGAAAGGAGGAGUCAUCUUCUAUGAACUGAAUGAGGCUUAACUAGACAAAGUAAGGAAAUCUUAUUUCUUUAAAGCCCAAACCAGUGUAGGAUAGGAUCUGCAAACUAGGAGCAGCACCAUUGUCAUAAGGAUGGGCUUAGAAGCUGCAGACCAAUGUUCUGGGUCUUUUUGGUCAUCUUUUAGGUUGAAGUUUGCUAUGGAGCAGCCAGAUAGGAGACAGCAUGCUGCUUCUAACCAUGGACUGAGUCUGCUCAGAUGCUGUGCACUAGGCAAAAGCUUGAUUGCUUGUGAUGUGUGCUUGCCCCUACAUCUGCUUGUGUGAGCAUCUUUGUCUUGUAACAAAAAGUACACUUUUAAGUAAUAAAAGCGCAUCAUUGUAAAAUUAUUUUGGAUGCAUCCUUAACUGCCUUUUAAAAGCGAGUCUCAUCAUGAUAAGCAUUCUGUUGACUUUUUGAUUCCAAGAGUAGUAUUGAUUGAAUUGAUUUUUUCCCCCCAUCACACACAUUAUUCACAAUAAAAUAAAUCAUGUGGAGAGUCAGGGAAUAAAAAGUCAAAAACUAUAGAAGCUUUAAAAAAGACGUUGCUUCUGAACUUUUUUCUGCCGUUUCUCCCUAGCCCUGUUUGGUUUGUUAUUGCUGCUUUUCUCUUUUCUUUCUGUAUCUGUGCCUUUUUUCACAGUAGUCCUUGGCUCUGCACGGAAUAAAUGAUACCCUCAAAUCUAAUUGGAUGUGCUUUCGCCUUUGCAUGUAAGUACAAUAGCGAGAAACCUUUUGAGAUCUUUCUGACUUUUAAAAUAAGAACAGCGCAAAUGGGAUAGAGGAUUUUUGUUUUUGAAGGAAAGGUUUGAAUCAUUUUUAAGAUAUAUUUCAAAUAACAUUUAACUCUUCUUCAUAAAAAAAAAAAAACUCACAUAAAGUCAACGGUUCCUUGAUAGCAGUAGGAAAGCCAGCAGUUGUUUAUCCCCAUUUGCAUUUCACAUGGUAUUGUGGUCAUCAUUAGAUACUACAGAGGGUCUUUGUUCUGAUGUAAAUAAAACUGCAGAAAGGAUCUACCUCCAACUGCAGAAAGUAAAGAAGAAAAAAUGGGUGCCAGUUCUAUCAUUAUGGCUGCUUCGUGUUUUGGUUCAUGGUCUCAUCUUUAUGCUAGCUAAAUGCUGGCAGGGACUACCUCCUCCUCCACCCCACACUUGCUUCUUCUCUCCACAUCUCUUACUCAACUGUAGUGACCAUCUUUUGCUUCUUGGGGCUUGAACUAUUCCUAACAGUGCUAAGUAUGGUAGGCUAUGAUGGAAAAGCACUUAGAAGAAUUGGUUAGAAGUUCAGAGACUAUGUGCCCAGCUUAAACUCUGUUUAUUGGCCCAAGUCUUAUCUAGAAAGGGCAUCUCAACCAGCGGAAUGUUGAAUAUCGCUCUGGGCUUGGGUUUUCUUCCUUCACUGUUUGUGAUCUCACCAGCAGUAACACUCUUUGUAUCUUGUGACCUUCACAGAUGUGGUUUCCUCACUUUGUUGGACAUAUUCAUAUGUGUAUCAUAGUCACACUGUUAAAUUGGGUUUUUCAGCUGUUACCAAGCCAUGUCAUACCGUCUCUGUGUACUCUCACCAGAAAUGACCAUUCAGAUCUCUUGGCUUUGCUGUUCACAAGUGUCUGAAAUUGUCAAGCCUCACCUUUCAGAAUUCCUGGUUCCUUUGACACAGGACAUAAUAUGCAAUGGCUCUCUAGUAGGAAUUAUGCCCUCCAAAGUCAGAUUGUAUGUAGGUUUGAAGACGUUUUAAAUAAAUUGAAAAUUAAGCUGUGAACAGCAUUAGAAAUUUGUCUAUUUCUUAAUUUUAAAAAUAUGAUGGUAUGCCUUAAACUGUAGUUACAGAUCACUGUCAUUUUGCUGUUUGGAAAUAACCAAUGUGUUUCUAAAACUGUUGUGUAAUCUACAUUCAGUGUUAAUGAAGAAUUGUCAUAUAUGUAAGAUGCAUGUUUGACAUUUGUCUUUUUUAACUAAGAUAACUGUAUUGAUGUGAAGUAUAACAUUUUCCAAGUAUGAAAGUAAUCACUUAGCAAAAAUGCUCAGAUAUUGGUAUCUGUUAAGGUAGAAGAAUGCUGGAAAGGUCAUCUGUGCAUUUAUCACUAGUGCCAAGACAUAUAAACUAGGGAAAAUAUAUUUUUACCCAAA
Erinaceus europaeus (western European hedgehog) is the source of this 5130-nucleotide messenger RNA. RefSeq names its product septin 11 (gene SEPTIN11). Gene Ontology annotation, cellular component: microtubule cytoskeleton; septin ring; cell division site. Lineage: Eukaryota; Metazoa; Chordata; Mammalia; Eulipotyphla; Erinaceidae. Bases 148 to 1437 code for a protein of 429 amino acids. Gene Ontology annotation, molecular function: GTPase activity; GTP binding; molecular adaptor activity. The record is from RefSeq and is a predicted model, not a curated record. The transcript has 10 exons. Gene Ontology annotation, biological process: cytoskeleton-dependent cytokinesis.